UCCCUGGCACUCUUCUUUAGACUUCUGCCAGUGACCUCAUCACCUUUGUACUUGCCCACAUGAUGUUAAUUCUUAUUAUGCUGGUGUUUCCCUGCAGCCUUCUUAUGAAACAAAAGAAAUUCCUCUACAACUUCAAGAACCUGCGCUGGGCCAAAGGCCGUCAUGAAACAUACCUUUGCUAUGUGGUAAAGCGGCGGGAUAGUGCCACCUCCUGCUCCCUGGAUUUUGGAUAUCUACGUAAUAAGUCAGGUGUCCAUGUUGAAGUUCUCUUCCUGCGCUACAUCUCUGCUUGGGACCUGGAUCCAAAGCAUUGCUAUCGGAUCACCUGGUUCACCUCAUGGAGCCCUUGUUAUGACUGUGCCCAGCAUGUGGCUGAUUUCUUGCGUGCCUAUCCUAACCUAACACUCCGCAUCUUUGCUGCCCGUCUAUACUUCUGUGAGGAUCGCAAUGCUGAGCCUGAAGGGCUGCGACGUCUCCACCGUGCGGGAGCACAGAUUGCCAUCAUGACCUUCAAAGAUUACUUUUACUGCUGGAAUACCUUUGUGGAGAAACGCAAGACGACCUUCAAAGCGUGGGAAGGACUUCAUGAAAAUUCUGUACGUCUUGCUAGGAAGCUCCGACGUAUCCUUUUGCCACUUUAUGAAAUUGAUGACUUGCGAGAUGCCUUCCGAAUUCUUGGACUUUAAAGGAAGGGGGAAAAGAUGUUGCAUCCAAACCUUCUGGACACAGCGUUCCGGAAGUAUUUAACCCUUUGUUAUCUUCCUUCUUUACUGUCAUGAACAUCCACAUCCUGAGAAAAUCACAGCUUUCAGGAAAAACAAUAAGAAAGACCCUCUGAGGGUCUUUAUUUGCACACUGUUUGGUGCUCCCUCUCUAUUGGAAGGGGUCAAAGCCUCUUCGAACAGAGUCAAGUAAUUUGUCAAGUUAAAAAGUCAAGUAAUUUGUCCCUAUUGAUUAUAUUCCUAUCAGUGAGGACAGCUAGACAAAUGGACAUUUUAGAGAGUUAUCAGUUAGUGCUGGAGAAAGACUAGCUGAAUUGCUUAGCAACACCAUCGAUUUGGAGUUAAAAACUUCAAACUUUCAGCUAAUAUCGCAGAAGUAUUCAACGUCUACAAAGAACAUUGGCUUUACAUGGUGCAGAAAGUGAAAUUCAAAUCUUGAUGGCCACAUAUGUUUUCAACAGAGAUUUACUGAUACUGGAUGGACUUGGAAACCAUGUUGCCGCCACUGGAUAGCAGCACUGCCACUUUGGCAUUGGUUUUGUACUGCUGUGCAUGCAGCUGUGUCAUGGGGUCUUCAUUGUGCCAAGGUUUUAAGUUGGAUUCUUGUUGCAGGCAACUGUAAAUGUUGGUGGAAAUGCUCUUCAGAGGUCUGAUACCCUUUUUGAAAGUGGUUUCAACACUGGAUUGUUCUGAACCUCCCCCCCCGCCCCCCGCCCCCCAAAGUUCCAAAGAACCUAGCAAGCUUUCCUUUCGUGUCUUAUCACAUCACAGUGGCAAGGAGGUGAAGAUAUGCUGGCCUGGAAAUGAAGCCAGGAGUACUAGGCAUGCAGAUGGUCCCAGGUUCAGUUUCUAGCAUCUCUAGUUAAAGGAUCAGGUAGCAGUGAUGGAAAAGUCUGAGCUCUUGGGAGAGCUACAGCCAGAGUAGA
Messenger RNA from Hemicordylus capensis (graceful crag lizard), 1648 nucleotides. RefSeq names its product activation induced cytidine deaminase (gene AICDA). The transcript is spliced from 4 exons. Gene Ontology annotation, molecular function: zinc ion binding; RNA binding; cytidine deaminase activity. Bases 60 to 686 code for a protein of 208 amino acids. Gene Ontology annotation, biological process: negative regulation of single stranded viral RNA replication via double stranded DNA intermediate; cytidine to uridine editing; defense response to virus. Gene Ontology annotation, cellular component: cytoplasm; nucleus; P-body. The record is from RefSeq and is a predicted model, not a curated record. Lineage: Eukaryota; Metazoa; Chordata; Lepidosauria; Squamata; Cordylidae.